GUUCUAGUUUUUUGAAGUUUCCCACUUCGUUUGAAAUUCUCAAUACUUAUAGUAUCUGGUCGUAGAAGUGAGAUCGCGAAUUUUUUACUUCAAAAAGUCAUGAUGAGUCGACAAUUUAAAGUACGAUAUUCAAAGUGGCCACCUUGGUCUUUGGAUAUUCCUGUUGAAAAUGGAACAAAAUUGGACGGUGUGCUCAAAGAUGUAUUAGGAGCUUUAAGUUAUUCAUUAAAAUUUCAAUUUGAAAUACGGCCUCAAAUCGAUCAUCAGUAUGGAUCGCUGCAACCAGAUGGUAAUUUCAGUGGAAUGCUUGGAGCUUUACAAAAAAAAGAGGUUGAUAUAGCUGGUCCUUUCGUUGCCUCUGAGCAAAGAGCGAUGGUUACAGAUUUCACUAAUUGCUUGGGAUUUUCAAAACUAGGAAUCAUCACUGGCAUUAAGUCUGCGGACAGGAACAUGUUCCUUUAUGCCAAUGUGUUUUCUUGGCAGGUAUGGCUUUCUCUUUUAAUGACCAUCAUUGGCCUGGCGUUUGUUGCAGCUUUGAUUUACAACGUGACUGUCAAAGGCUGGAAAGACGAUCAAGUAUCAUUACUGUCACGAUAUUUCUGGGUAUUUUGGAGCUAUCUGAUUGGUCAUGAUGGCGGCACCACUAAUCACUGGGCUCUUGUUCACAUUUGGAACUUGCAAUCAUUCCGAAUUCUCUUGGCCGCUUGGUUGCUCGGACCGGUCAUCAACUCUUUGUUCUCCUUUCAAGGAAGUAUAACAUCCACUUUCGCCAUAACAAAGAUGAGACCAGUAAUUGCUGACCUCGAUGAGUUGACCAAGAAAACUAGCAUCAUACCUGUCUUAAGCAGAGGAUCAGCGGUCCAAAUCUGUUUCAUGGCGAGUCCAGACCAUACACAUCUAUGGAAGCGAAUGAAAAAUAACAUGAUCAUAUUUUCUCCUGAAACAGUGGAAGAAACCAUGAAAAAAAUCGAGAAAGGCACCCAUGUCUUGAUUGUCGAUUACAUUUAUGCCCUGACACUGGCUUCUGAUUACGUAAAGAGAAGAGGUCGGUGCACGAUUCAAGUGGAAGAAUUACUGUUUUGCCAAAACUUUAUAGCUUUAGGCCUCCGUAAAGGUAUACCGCGUAAAACACUGAAGAAUAUCAAUUUGAGAUUAACCUACAUUAUACAAGCAAAGCUAACUGACAGAUGGCUGAAUCGUGUGUUUCCAAACUACACACACUGCACGAAGCAACCUCAAGAAGACAUAAAACCUCUGAGCAUCACGGAUAUCCUCGGCGGCUUCCUGAUAUGGGGUAUAGGGAUUGUCUGCUCGAUUCUGUUCCUGCUCACGGAGAUCUUUGAGAAGCGGAGAAAGAGGCGAGAAAAGAAAUCCUCAUCGGCCACAUCGAUUAUUCCAAAUGAAGACCUAGAGCGAAGAGCUGCAAAAUAUCGGCCGAAAUUUAUGAACUAUUGCUUGUAAUAGCUUGGAAUGUAGAAGAAUCAUAGCGAUAAAAAGCCACUCGAAAGUUAAAUAGUAGAGUACUUUUUGUUAACUUAUAUACAGGGUGGCCAUAAAAUAACUUUCCCCGUUUGUAGGCAUCUAAAGCUAAAACAAGUUUACGAAAUGAAACCACAUUUCAUAUACAUACUAUAAAAGGCAUAAGGAAGAUGAAUUCCGCAGAAAAAAAUGGUUCCGAAAGAUGCUGAUAAAGAAAAUAUUGGCGCUGCUGUCACGUAGGAACAAGGAACGCGUCUCACUUUCGUAUUAAUGUUUCUUGCCCGAAUGGAAAUCGACAUUGACUGGCCUUGGAAAAUAUUGCGGGGAGAUGAGGCUCAUUUUUAUUUUGAUGGGUCUGUCAAUACUCAGAACUGCCGUAAUUGGUCUCGUAAAUGUCCCAUAGCGCCCAAGAAAUGCCAUUUCAUUCCCCAAAUGUGAGCGUGUGAUGCGGUUUCACGGCCAAUUUCAUAAUCUGAGAAUACUUGUUGGAGAAUAUCAUUCAAACAGGUUUUGCACCAUUAAUGGCGAGAAACAUGGAUAAAUGCUGCAAACUUUUGUCAUUCUGCAAUUGCAGCAAAGGCAAUGCUUGGAUUUGUGGUGAAAGCUUAUAAGCCCGAUAACAGAUGCGAAGAAUGCGUGUUGCUUUUGUCUUGUGAUCUUGUUACUCGGCUGCAAACCACAAGGUCCCAGGUUCUAUCCUCGCUCAUAACAAUCCGCUACAAAUUCAAUCAUUUUUAUGAAAGCUGGAGCACGACCACAUAUUCAUCGUUCAGUACAGAGCCUUUUAUGACAGUAUUUUGGUACUAAGAGAAUUAUCAGUCAAUAUUUCAGAUGAAAUGGCCGCUCCUAUCAGCGGACAACAGCCCUUUUAACUUUUGGCUGUGAGGGUAUCUGAAAUCGGAAUGUACGCUGGUGGUGUUCCCAAACUGGAUGACUUGAAACAGAACAUAAGACGGACUGUUAUGAACAACGAAACUGAUAGUAUACACGCAGCAGUAGAGAACGUCAUACACCUUAUGCAAUAUAUUGCACACAGAGAAGGUCAGCAUAGUGGAAAUGUUGCACGGAAUCCAGGGGGCACUAAUGUUGAUGAAUAAAAUAUAAUUUUCUGUGAAUUUCAGGAAUUCAUUUCAUAACUGUACUCCUACAGCGCCAGUAUUUCUCCUAUCGGCAACUUUUAGCACUAUU
Messenger RNA from Argiope bruennichi, 2667 nucleotides. RefSeq names its product probable glutamate receptor. The coding region runs from base 100 to 1461 and encodes 453 amino acids. Gene Ontology annotation, molecular function: glutamate-gated receptor activity. Lineage: Eukaryota; Metazoa; Arthropoda; Arachnida; Araneae; Araneidae. The transcript has 9 exons. Gene Ontology annotation, cellular component: membrane. The record is from RefSeq and is a predicted model, not a curated record.